This is a messenger RNA of Physella acuta, 4539 nucleotides long. RefSeq names its product protein OS-9. The record is from RefSeq and is a predicted model, not a curated record. Gene Ontology annotation, biological process: ERAD pathway; retrograde protein transport, ER to cytosol; endoplasmic reticulum unfolded protein response. NCBI's taxonomy places the organism in Eukaryota, Metazoa, Mollusca, Gastropoda, Physidae. Gene Ontology annotation, cellular component: endoplasmic reticulum lumen.
UUUAAAAAUGAUGUAAACAAACAUGGCAAUCAUAUACACUGGAGUAAUGGCAAACGUUAGGCCGACUCUUUUAUAUUGCACACUAGUAGUUUUAUCUACAGCUCUCCAAAAUGUGCAUUCGUUUAUGGAUAUGGAAGAGUUAAAAUCUGUAUAUUAUGGCCUUGAUAUACUGAGUGAACCUGUCGUUGUUAGCAAGCAAGUGCCCAUUGGAGCGGUACAUGUGACCUCAAAGUAUGGACAACAGUAUCAGUGCACAUUCCCUGACCACACCACAGAGGAGAAGAAAAAAGAGGAAGAAGAGAAAAUAGCUGUGGAAACUGGAAUAGUAGAGAUGCUGAGACCUAUAGGGUUAAAGGACUGUCUGUUUAAAUCAAAAGACUGGUGGAGUUAUGAAUUUUGCUAUGGAAAAUACAUCCGGCAGUUUCAUAUGGAAGAUGGGGAAAUAAAAGGCAACAUCAUUUACCUUGGCUAUUAUGAAAGUGAUUUUGAUUGGAAUAACAAAACUAUAACUGAUGAGAGGUUAAAAAGUAAAGCAACGCUACAUCGCUAUCACUCUCAGACCUACAGUAUGGGUACUAAAUGUGAUCUCACAAACCAGAUGAGGAGAGCUGAAGUCAGGUUCAUAUGUGAAGAGAACUCUGAAGAUUAUCUCGCCAGAGUGGAUGAAUCAGAGACAUGUGUGUACACUGUGACGGUCAUGACGUCAAGGAUAUGCCGCCAUCCCUACCUGAAGGCACCAACUAAAAGAAAACCUGUCCCCAUAACGUGCAAUCCUCUGUUAUCUGAGGGAGAGUUCCAAGACUACUUGUUUGAGAAAGAGGAGCUGAAAAGAAAAGAAGAAAAACAUUUUGCUGAAGCAAGAGCUGCCAUUCUGAAAGAGGAUCCUGCUGUUGACCCCGCUAAUAUAAUGACAGAAACUUUACAAAAUGCUAUGUCAGAUGCGGCCAAAGAAAUUAUUGCUUUUUCUACUGAUGAAUUAUUUAAAGAUGAACAUAAAGAGCCAAUGACACAAGAAGAGUUUCAAAAACAGUUUGGCACUGAUGAAGACCUUUGGAAGAUGUAUCUGCGUGGUCUAGAGAUAGCUAAGCUGCAACAGGAGAUGAAGAUGAAAAAGUUAGAGAAGGAAGGAGAUAAGCAGCCUGAUGAGGAUGAUGAGAUUAUCUCUGAGUUUGAUAAAGAGAUAGCAGCCAUUAAAGCCAAGUUUCAGUCAUCGCAGAUGAAGCUGUCAAAUAUAAAGAAAAAAUUGACAGGGGACAGACAGUGGGAGAAAGAAAUAGAAAAUGCUAUCAGAGAGGCCGAAGAAGAACUAGGCGUUAAAGUGGACAGAAGCUUAAUCUCAGGUCUGUCUGACACUAUUGACAAACUGGUCAGCAAGAUUCAGGACACUGAAGAAGGACUAACAACCAUGGAUGAAAACAUCGGCAAAAUUCAGAAAGGAUCAAAGACUGUGACGGUUUCUAAAGUGUUAAAGAAAGUUGAGACCGCUGAAGAGGCUGCCUUGGAUGAUAAUGGAGAUGGUGUUGUGGAGGUUGAGGUGGAGGCAGAGGAAUCCGUGGUGGGAGAUGAAAAUGUUGAAACUGGUGACGAGGAAGCUCAACAACACAAGAUGCCUCCAGCUAUACCAGAAAAGGAUGGGGAUCUGGAGGGUAAAAUUCUGGCGCCACCUAUGGAGGGAACAAAAGGGCAGAAAGAUCCUCAGCAGGCAAGUGGUUUGACUAUGGAGAGACCCCCUAAGAUGACUAAGGCCAGACCCCCUGAGAUGACUGGGGAUAGACCCCCUGAGAUGGAUGACAGGUUGAAGUUCAAAAGCGAAGACAACCUCGAGGGCUCGACUGACCUGGCAGAGAAAGCUGAAAUUAAAAUCACCAUCAACAGAGCCGAGGACGACGUCAAACUGCCGAAAAAUGUACAGAAGCUUCUGGAAGAGAGCGUGAAGAUGGAGCUCCAGAAACAGCAGCAACAAAACGGUGACCUAAAGACACUUGGGUUUGAUACUGAUCAUUCUUUUACAAAAGACAAGACAGUUCAUGUUAUCCAACAGGAGGAUGAAGAUGGGAAAACCAACAGAUUUAUUUUCGUUUUUGGCUUUAACACCUUCAAUGAUGAAACAGCAGAAAAUGCCAGACAGUCAUCUCUUGAAGAAAAUUAUGGUUUUGUUUACAAGUCCAAGAAAAAUAAGCAGCCAAACAGUUGAUGCAGAUAUGUUAUUUAUUUACCAGUCCCGAUACAAACAGUGAUAUGUUACUUGUUUUAAUUUUUCUUAACUUUUAACUUUUUUUUUUUUUUUGAUAAUAUACAGUUUGUCUAUGUGGUUUAGCUGUGGAAGAAUUUUAUUUAUUAAACUGCUUCAGGAUAAAUUGUUUCAUACAUUGAGCUGAGCUUUUCUUAAACUACUUUUUAAUUAAUUAUCUGUUAAUUUAUUAAUGCUCUCCAAUACAAAUGAAUGCAUUGCUGCAUGUAUUAUGCCGUACAGCUUGCACUAGACACCACUAUUUCAUUAUGUGGGAUCAGCUCCAUGUAUUCAACAAUGUUUAAACUAAGUCAAACCUAUUCUCAUGAGGGAAAAAUGAAAUUUUUAAUUCAUAAUUUUAUUAAAAUGGUCAAUUUUUUUAAUCUUCUUUUAGUUUUUUAAAAAUGUUGCAUUGGAAAUGUAGUACAUAAAAGGGAAAAAAAUUAUUAGGGUUAUUUAUUUUUUUCAUCUAUUUAUACCCACCCUUUUUGUUCUUUCCUGCCUCAUGUGGGUAAUACAGUAUUGGACAGCCUAUGGAAUCUAUUAAUUUAUUCAAUUCAGUGUUUAAGAAGAUGUUCUUACACACAUUUUUCCUUUUUAGCUCUAUCUUGACUUGUGUGCAACAGCCAAUUUCAAUUAAAUGUUUAAGAUCUGAUUGUUAGUCUAAGUCAAUGAUCGCUGUGGGAUUUUAAAUAUAAAAUAUUUUUCAAAGAACAAGAUACCAAACUGUGAACGGUUGACAAAAUAUUUUGGAAGCCCACAUUAUUUAACCCAGUGUUAUGAUCAAAGUUACAAUUUUAUCACAUUUUGUUAUUAGAUAUCAGUUUAGUAAAAUGAUUCUGAAUGUACUAGUUAUUCAGAAGACGGCUGUAUAUGUUUAUUAUUGUGUCAACAUGUUACUAGUAUCAGAAAACCUGACACAACUCUGACUGCCACGGAUUCAGUAUUUUAAAAUGACACAAAAUGCUUUCAGCAUAAAUAUUGUCAUAUUUUUCAAUAUUUAUAUCAUUUUGUUUAUUAAAUAUCAUUUUUUGGUGAGGGUUGUUUAUUUAUUAUUUUUAGAAACUAUUUUUUAAAACUAUUAGAAGAAAUAUUUUGCAAUGCAGACAUUUUCCAAUAGAAUUUUUCACACGUAAAUGUUAAAAGCAUUUUAUCAAAACAUGUAAAUAUAUGAAAUUAAAAAUCAAAAUUAAUUCUUUUUGACAAAAAAGAAUCCUCCAAGCCAGUUUCUUUCAAUUUUCUUUGAAGGGUUAGCCAAGCUGUCAGCUGUACCAGUUUCAGGGUUCUUAAAUCUGAACAGCUUUUUGACUAUAUCGAUAAGUGAUAGUUUGUUUCAAAACUAAAAUAAUUAGAUGAUGUAGUAUUCUAUGUUUGAUAGGCCAAUAAAAGAUUGUUCAGUAGCAUUUCUAAGAACUCUGUACAUUUUGUUUGCAAGCUUAACACCAAUACAUAUUUUCUUUUUUUUUUCUUGAUGAUCUUCCAUUGUUUUCUAAUUCAACACAUUAUUAAUUUAAAAAAGAAAGGUAAAAAUGAAUACUGCUUUAUAUUCACUAGUAAUGUUGUAACCUCUAGUUGAAAGACCUUUGUCAGUUUGACAAUAACAUUGUCAUAUAAUUUAUACAACAACUGACAGAUAUUAAUUUAUUCUUGCAUUCCAUGUCGCUGAUUUAAAGUGUCAUUUUUGUUGCCAAGUUUUAAAUAAUAAUGCUUUAGGCAUGUACUGAUGCAUGUUUUAGGUGUUGUUAUGAAUUUAGAAUCAGCCUGAUAUUUGUUGCUUUUUUCUACUUGCACGCAAUAAGAUUGUGUUUUAUUACAUGGGCCCACUUUCUACAUUGAAUAAAUAGAUUUAUUCUGCAACAUUUAUUAAUAGGAUAUUGCUGUAAUUUGCUGUAAAAUUUAUAUUAGAACACGUAAUGAAAUUAAAACAAUUUCCUUGUAUUGUUGAGAAAGUUCAAUGUUUUAAAUUUAAAAUUUUAAAAAAUUCCAACUAAGCAGCUUUUGAAAUUGUAUUUAUCAGAUGCAUAGGGCUUUUUUAAUAUAAUAAUUUUUAAAUUGUGUACUUUAACAUCAUGAGCUGUAGCACCAUAAUGUAUAGCACCAUGGAUUGUUUCCCUUGGGGUGGCUAAAUUUUAUGAUCAAUGACCACUGUAACAGAACAAGUCUGUUGUCCACAUUCACUCAGUUAACUAGUCUGCUACAUAGCAGUUAAACUCUGACUUAACUAAAUGCUACUCAAAUACUACCUGCAUACAUGUUAUCUGUAACAUUGAAACUAUGCGACUCAGUUAAAAGUUAUUAAAAUAUGACCU